Molecule: messenger RNA, 4569 nt
Organism: Capra hircus (goat)
Lineage: Eukaryota; Metazoa; Chordata; Mammalia; Artiodactyla; Bovidae
Gene: PUS7L
Product: pseudouridylate synthase 7 like
Exons: 10
Coding region: 2126-4234 (702 amino acids)
Biological process (GO): pseudouridine synthesis
Cellular component (GO): nucleus
Molecular function (GO): RNA binding; pseudouridine synthase activity
Source: RefSeq, a predicted model, not a curated record
CUGGACUUGAGGUAGACUGGGCUGAGCUUCUUGGCGCCACGUGGGCUUGUGCAGGGGGCGAUGACAGUAUUGGCAUUGAGACCCUGACGCUCUGUCCCCAAGAGGAGCGCGAUGUGAGCUAGUAUCGCGCCUUGAGUUAGGCGGGGAUGGGGGUGGAGAAGACGCCGGUGGAGCCAAUGGCUGUGUCGGGGGUGCUUUGGAAAGCGCCUGAAGUCUAAGCUGCAGGAGUCAGUCCUGCUGGUUGGUGGCAGAAGUAGGAAGUAAGAGUGAAUUAGGUGGAGCGUUGGCGGUGGAAGGAACAGGAGGAGCUACUGUCCUUUUUUAACAUCCUCCUAGACUCUGCCCUUAGCCACAAUCCAAAUUCCCAAGCCUUGGGUCAGCCAAACUGCCCUCUCCAUGUCCGCCCGGCAGGCUUAUCGACACAUCUGUGGCAUGGAAACUCGACUCUGUGUGGGUUCCUUGGCUGCCCUUCAGCACGGUUCCACUCUUACUAGGAUGCUUGGCUGUAAUUCCCUCAUCGUUGUAUUCUCAAAUUGUUCUCCUGUGCCACUAGCUUAGAAUGUUUUCCUAUCUUCUUCCUACAGCUGAGCUCUUAUCACAUCUUGCUUUGCUUUUGAUCUCCUCUAACUGUUCAACAGAUUCAUCCUGCCUAGUACUAUCAGUCAUCUUACUAAAACAUCUUUUAGGAUUGUGUUAUUUUCCUGCUCAGACACCUCCAGUGGCCAUCGAUUAACCACUCAAUGGAUUCUAAGCCCCUGACAGGGCAUUAAGUGUUUUACCUAGUUUGGCACUAAUCCGGCCAUAUUUUCCAGAACUGUGCUAGAAAACACUUUCUCCUACUGCUCUGUAUCUGGGCUGUUCAGUUUUUUCUUAACACGUUGCAUAGUUUGUUUAUGCCUUUGCCUCAUUUCUGUCUCCUGAAGUGUUUUGAAAAUGUGGCCACUUCUUGCAUUAUGCUUUACUGAUUAUUCUAGGCAAAAGUGACCUCCUCUUUCUUCCUCUUCACUCUUACUGCCCUUAUUUUGUACUAGUCAUUUUAUUUAUUCAAUAAUCAGUAUUGAUUGUGCACCUACUAUGUGCUUGAUUCUGUUCUAAUUUGUGAGAUAAUCAAUGAAUAAGGCAGACAGGAUUCUUUCAUGGAGCAAACAUUCUAGUUGGGGUAGGUAUUUAGUAAAUAGUGAAGUAAAAUGAUUAAAUAGAAAUAUGCAGAAAAUUAAUUAAGAUUUUAUGGAAAAUAGUGACUUGCUGGUUUCUUCCGAUUAUUGGUCAAGGAAGAUCUCUUUAAGGAUAUUAUUGAACAGAGACUGAUUUAAUCAACAGGAACAGCUGGCAUAAAGGAACUGAAGAAGGCCAGUGUAGCUGGAGUAUAGUGGAUAAUGGGGAAAGGGUACAGGAUAAAUUUGGAGAACAGAGUUCAGAAUCUUAGAAGUCUUUGGAAGCCAGGGUAGGUAAUUUGGGUUUUAUUAUAAAUGUGAUUAGAGGGUUUAAAUAGGGUUGUGCUAUGAUUAAAUUUUCCUUUUUUAAAUCAUCAUUCUGGCUACUAUGUGGAAAAUUGACUAUGGUGGACUAGUAAUAGAAGCAGAGAUUAGAGACCUUCAUAGUGUAUAAGAAUUUCUGGAAUGAACGUAUUAAAAUAGAGGUGAUGAAAGGGCAGUAGGGAUAAUCAGAGAGCCAGAUGCUUAAAGGUGAUGCAACUUUUGGUGAUGAGAAAAUCAAAGCUAAGACCGAGACAAAGUAGAAGGUUUGAGGUUGAGAUUAAGGAACUGAGGGACUGUGAUGUUAAAUGAAUCAUCCAUACGGAUGGUUGUGGCGGUCAGGCUGGAUAGUAUAUUUUAAGCUAGGUGUUAAAGUCAUUAGUGAGUGAAGAAGAAUUGUCCUGAGACCAGAGAGGGUGGCAGCAAAUAGUACAGCCUGAUGGCAUGAACUUCAAAGGAAAUGGGAUUUGAGGAGGUAGAGGAAGAACAAGUGGUUUGGAAGCAGCAGUGGCAAACACGGAAAAUAUUUACAACCUCCAGGUCCCCAGGUUUCAGGGAUGGAAUUCAGACAACUCAUUGUAAAAAAAAGUAUAUGUUCCAGUCUCUUCUUUGUUGGUCUACCAAUGAUAUUUUAAAGGCAUUGUUCAAGAAUGGAAGAGGAUACAGAUUUCAGAAUCAGAUUUAGUUCUUUGUGUUUCAUAACUGAUCAUGUUGGUUUUCGUGGCACCAUAAAAAGCUCACCAAGUGACUUCAUUGUUAUUGAGAUUGAUGAACAGGGAGAGUUAGUUAAUAAAGCCAGCGACAAACCUGUUUACAAGGUUACUAAAGUACUACCUGAGCCAAAUAAUUUGGCUAAAAAAGCAAAACUAGAUCUUCAGAUUUUAUCUUUUGAAGAGACAAGCAAUCAAGAAGUUAGUACUUUGGCUGGUAGCUCCAGUGAAGACCACAAUUUUGUGCCUUGUUCAGAAAUGGAAGAUACUAUCAAAGAUAGAACUUACAAAGGUGAAGAAGAAAGUGUUGACGUAUUAGGCUCCUUGUUAGAUGAAAAAACUAAUGAAUUACUGAAUCAGUUUGCCUGUGAUAUAAAAGAGAAGUGGGACUCCAAAACUGAGCUAACUGGACCAUCUCCUGAAUUCUCAUUAGGCAGAAUCCUUGAUAAGAACCAGAGGGCUACCUUGCAUAGUGCUAUUAGGCAGAAAUUUCCUUUUUUAAUAACUGUAGGAAAAAACUGUGAAAUUGUCGUAAGGCCAAAUCUUGAGUAUAAGGAACUUUGUCACUUGGUAUCCGAAGAGGAAGCAUUUGACUUUUUUAAAUAUUUGGAUGCAAAGAAAGAAAAUUCCAAAUUUACCUUUAAACCUGAUACAAACAAAGAACACAGAAAAGCUGUCCACCAUUUUGUCAACAAGAAGUUUGGAAAUCUUGUGGAGACCAAAUCCUUUCCUGAACUGAGUGACAGUGCUGAUAACCCAAAUGUGGUGAUCACUGUAAGAUUUCGGGUCAAAGCACACAAGCACUGGAAGAGGUCUCUUCUUGAAUGCCAGGGAAGAAAAGAUACAUACACAGCUUUUACCCUACGAAAAGAAAAUAUAGAAAUGUUUGAAGCAGUUGGUUUUUUAGCUGUCAAACUUGGUGUGAUUCCUUCGGAUUUUAGUUAUGCAGGACUUAAAGACAAGAAAGCCAUCACUUAUCAAGCGAUGGUGGUUAGAAAAGUGACACCAGAGAGGUUAAAAAAUAUUGAAAAAGAAGUUGAAAAGAAAAGAAUGAAUGUGUUUAACAUUCGGCCUGUAGAGGAUUCCCUUAGACUUGGUCAGCUCAAAGGAAAUCACUUUGAUAUUGUCAUCAGAAAUUUAAAAAAUCAAAUAAAUGAUUCUGCAAACCCGAGAGAGAGAAUUUUGGAGGCAAUAGAAAACGUUAAGAAUAAAGGGUUUGUGAAUUACUAUGGACCACAGAGAUUUGGGAUGGGAAGGAAAGUUCACACAGACCAAAUUGGAUUGGCUUUGCUGAAGAGUGAAACGGUGAAAGCUGUAAAAUUGUUUUUUACACCAGAAGAUUUGGAUGAUCCUGUAAAUAGAGCAAAGAAAUAUUUUCUUCAGACUGAGGAUGCUAAAGGCACACUUUCCCUGAUGCCCGAAUUCAAAGUUCGGGAGAGAGCACUGUUAGACUCACUGCAUCGCUUUGGCAUAACAGAGGAGGGCUGCAUCCAGGCGUGGUUCUCCUUCCCCCAUUCUAUGCGCAUAUUCUACGUUCAUGCAUACAGCAGCAAAAUCUGGAAUGAGGCAGUAUCUUACAGGCUUGCAACUUAUGGCUCAAGAGUUGUGGAGGGUGACUUGGUCUGUUUGGAUGAAGAUGCUGACAAUGAGCAAUUACCAAGUAGUAAAGUUCAUCUAGUAACUGAAGAAGAGGAAUCAGCUAACACAUAUGCAAUACAUCAGGUGGUUCUUCCAGUGCUUGGAUACAAUAUUCAGUACCCUAAAAACAAAGUAGGGCAGUGGUACCAGGAAGUACUCAGCAGAGAUGGACUACAGACAUGUAAAUUUAAAAUACCUACCCUGAAACUGAAUGUUCCAGGAUGCUAUAGAAAGAUUUUGAAACAUCCCUGUAAUCUCUCAUACCAACUGAUGGAAGACCAUGGUAUUGAUGUCAAGAAGGAAGGUUCCCACAUCGAUGAAGCAACUUUAUCCCUUUUGAUCUCUUUUGAUCUUGACGCUUCGUGUUAUGCUACGGUUUGUCUGAGGGAAAUAAUGAAGCAUGACUUUUAAAACUAAUACCCUUGAUAUAAUCAGUAUGUGCCACUUUUUAAAGGAAAGUGAAAAGGGAGCUAAAAUUUGAGUGUCUACCAUGUGCUAGUAGCUUUAUAAUUGUUAUCUUCUUUAAUUACACACCAUCGCAAUGAAGUAGGAAUUUGAUACUCACAUUGAAGAGGACGUACAGUUAGCAAGUGGCAAAAUCUGAACUUAAGACUCCAAAGCCUUUGUUUUUUUCUAUUAACUAAUAUCUCGAUGACCUGUAUUCUGUGCUAUGAAAGUUAAAAUCUUUCUGGACUAUUAGGAGCAUACUGCAAGAUAACAUUAAAGACGGUAACAUUAAAGAAAAA